Molecule: messenger RNA, 7410 nt
Organism: Dromaius novaehollandiae (emu)
Lineage: Eukaryota; Metazoa; Chordata; Aves; Casuariiformes; Dromaiidae
Gene: LRRC8C
Product: leucine rich repeat containing 8 VRAC subunit C
Exons: 3
Coding region: 1130-3538 (802 amino acids)
Molecular function (GO): protein binding
Source: RefSeq, a predicted model, not a curated record
AUUUUUUCUGCUGGUGUUUCAAAGAGAAAAAGUGAGGCGAGAAGGACUUGUCGCAGCAGCUACCGGAGCUGUUCCUCUGCCGUAGCGGCGUAUCUCCCUGAUGUGUCUGCUGAGCAUGUGGAAGAUAAGCACGCAAAAAUCAGAAGAGCGGCUCCUGACCGGCUGCAAUUCGAUAAAGAGUGCUGCAUACCAUCACCCCUGCUGCAACAGCUUAGGCCUGUCGGCAUGGACACGGCGUGGCAAUCGGCUGAUUUUUAACCUGGCUGGGUGAAGCCGGGCUUGCAGGCUCUCUGAUUAAUUUGCGUGGGCUGAAGAAGACGGCUCACCUUCCUCCUGGAGAUCUCCAGCCACGUCAGAGAUGGGCAUGAUUACACCUCGCGUGCAGCGUGCGUCCUGGGGAACACCGUCAGAGAGACAAGAGCCUGAGAGAGUCUCCCUGGCCUGGCCGAGCAGCCCUCAGCAACACAGGAGGACUGGCAGGGGUGAGGGGAGCAGGAGCAAGAGCUAAGGUGCUUUCAUGCUGCCCACCAGCAAGCUGCCGGACCGGUCCCGCUACGGGCCCUUUGCAGAUCCCCCCCCACACCCGCGGCUGCCUUGGGGGCUGUGGUGGCUCCCGCGGGGCAUGCCUGCAGCGACGGCCGUCCUCCCCGGCCCGCAUCCCCGCUCCAAAUGGUUCCGCAGCGUAUCCGCAAGCGUGCGCUCGGCCCCAACCUGCACACAGCUGCGCGGCACCAAGCCCACGCUAACGCAUUGCCGUGCUCGGCUGGAUCAGGCUUACAAACUCUUUAAACAUUACCGUGAUGCGUUUACGAUAUUAGUCAAAGGACGGUUUUUGUAAACUGCCUUUGGGACUGUUUUUGUUACAUUCCCACGUGAGUUUAUCUUUCCGUCGUAACCUACUGGGGAGUUUCUCUGCUGUUUUGAUCUUGGGAUUGAGUUACGCAAUAUGCUGUAGGCUUUGAGAUUGCUCUCUGUGCCCGAACACGCUCGUGCGCUAGCUGAUUUUUCAGAGGAAGCAAUGCUGUAAGCCUAGACAGUGAGGUGAGGUAAAGCCCUCGCUCUGCCUGUACUGCCUGUAGUUUGGGUUAGCUAAGGCGCUUCAGCAGCAAUUGAUUUAAAGCUGCGGAAGAUGAUUCCCGUGACCGAGUUUCGGCAGUUCUCAGAGCAGCAGCCGGCCUUCAGGGUGCUGAAGCCCUGGUGGGACGUGUUCACCGACUACCUCUCCGUCGCCAUGCUGAUGAUCGGCGUGUUCGGGUGCACCUUACAGGUCAUGCAAGACAAGAUAAUAUGUCUUCCAAAGCGAAUACAGCCUUGCCAGAACCAAUCUAAUAGUUCAAAUGUGUUUCACACAAUCCCAGAUACAACCCCUCUCCCUUCCCCCAAGCCAUCCACUGCUCCAGCUACUGUUGAAAUGAAAGGACUGAAAACUGAUUUGGACCUUCAGCAGUACAGCUUUAUAAAUCAGGUGUGCUAUGAACGUGCCCUGCACUGGUAUGCCAAGUACUUCCCUUACCUUGUCCUUAUACACACACUGGUCUUCAUGCUGUGUAGUAACUUCUGGUUCAAGUUCCCUGGAUCGAGCUCCAAAAUUGAGCACUUCAUUUCAAUACUCGGGAAAUGUUUUGACUCUCCCUGGACAACAAGAGCCUUAUCAGAAGUGUCAGGGGAGGACUCUGAAGAGAAAGAUAACAGGAAGAACAAUGUGAGCAAGUCUAACACUAUCCAGGCAAGUGCUGAAGGCACUUUGGUCAAGACCCAGUCUUUAAAAUCGAUCCCUGAGAAGUUGGUUGUGGAUAAGGGAACACCUGGGGCGCUAGAUAAGAAAGAAGGUGAACAGGCCAAAGCACUGUUUGAAAAGGUGAAGAAAUUCAGACUGCAUGUCGAGGAAGGUGAUAUACUCUAUGUCAUGUAUGUUCGCCAGACUGUACUUAAGGUAAUUAAAUUCCUUAUCAUUAUUGCUUACAACACAGCACUUGUAUCGGAAGUUAAUUUUACAGUAGUCUGUAAUGUUGAUAUUGAAGACAUGACAGGAUAUAAGAAUUUUUGCUGUAAUCACACAAUGGCACAUCUGUUCUCUAAACUUUCCUACUGCUACCUGUGCUUUGUAAGCAUCUAUGGCCUCACAUGCCUUUAUACUUUAUACUGGUUGUUCUAUCGCUCACUAAAAGAAUAUUCUUUUGAAUAUGUUCGGCAAGAGACAGGAAUUGAUGAUAUCCCAGAUGUCAAGAAUGACUUUGCUUUUAUGCUUCAUAUGAUAGAUCAGUAUGAUCCUCUCUAUUCCAAGAGAUUUGCCGUCUUCCUGUCUGAAGUCAGUGAAAAUAAGCUGAAACAGCUGAACUUAAACAAUGAGUGGACUGCAGAUAAACUGAGACAGAGGCUACAGACGAACUCCCACAGCCAUUUGGAGCUACAGCUUUUCAUGCUCUCUGGGCUUCCAGACACAGUUUUUGAAAUUACUGAGCUGCAGUCUUUAAAACUUGAAAUAAUUAAUAACGUAAUGAUACCAGCAACCAUUGCACAGCUGGACAAUCUCCAAGAGCUGUCGUUGCACCAGUGCUCUGUGAAGAUCCACAGCGCCGCCUUGGCCUUUCUGAAAGAGAAUCUCAAGAUCUUAAGCGUCAAGUUUGAUGACAUCAGAGAACUGCCGCACUGGAUGUAUGGCCUCAGAAAUUUGGAAGAGCUCUAUUUAAUUGGCUCACUAAGUCAUGAUAUCUCCAAAAACAUUACACUGGAGUCUUUUCGGGAACUUAAAAGCCUUAAAAUUCUUUACAUUAAAAGUAAUUUGUCCAAAAUCCCACAAUCUGCAGUUGAUGUUUCAAGUCACCUGCAAAAACUGUGCAUCCAUAAUGAUGGCACUAAGUUAGUGAUGCUCAACAACCUGAAGAAGAUGGUCAACUUGACCGAGCUGGAAUUGGUUCACUGCGAUUUAGAGCGCAUACCUCAUGCGGUCUUCAGCCUUCUCAGUCUUCAGGAAUUGGAUUUAAAGGAAAACAACCUCAAAUCAAUUGAAGAAAUAGUAAGUUUCCAACAUCUGAGAAAACUGACAAUCCUAAAGCUGUGGUACAACAGCAUAACAUACAUCCCUGAGCACAUAAAGAAACUCACUAGCCUAGAACGGCUUUCCUUCAGCCAUAACAAAAUAGAGGUUCUUCCAUCCCACCUAUUCCUAUGCAACAAAAUCAGAUAUUUGGAUUUGUCUUACAAUGACAUUCGCUUUAUCCCACCGGAAAUAGGAGUUCUGCAAAGUUUACAAUAUUUUUCCAUCACUUGUAACAAAGUGGAGAGUGUGCCAGAUGAACUAUACUUUUGCAAAAAGCUUAAGACUCUGAAAAUUGGGAAAAAUAGCUUGUCAGUCCUUUCACCUAAAAUUGGUAAUUUGGUAUUCCUCUCCUACUUGGAUAUUAAAGGCAACCACUUUGAAAUUCUCCCGCCUGAACUUGGUGAAUGUAGAGCUCUGAAGCGAACUGGUUUCAUUGUAGAGGACACCUUGUUUGAAACAUUGCCUUCCGAUGUCAGGGAACAAAUGAAAGCUGAAUAACUAAUUUCCUCUCGCUCGGUUUUACAGAAAUACACUUCUACCAAAUAGGAUAUAGGAAGUGAAAUCUCUGAAUAUGCAUUUAGUGUUAUGUUUAUUUCUUUUUCUUUUUCAAACAAAUCCUGUCUGUACAAACAAAUUUGGAGUAAGGAGUACAUAUAUUUUUAAAUAAAAUUUUCUUGUAUUUUUUCACUGUUUUAAGAUAUUUUAAGUUUAUUUUGCCCUGAGAACAAGGGUGUCUGUAACUUAAUUUUUACCGACAACAGCAAAUGGUUUUAUCUGCUGAUUUUUUUUCCCUUUAACUAAUCCCCACAGGGGAACCACGAUUAAGCUGUGUGCUUUGGGUUGCAUGAUUUGUAAUAGGUGAAUUUAUUGUCUUCCUGGUUCUUGUUAAUCCCUUAGGAUGUGGUCUUUGAAGGGUGGUCCUGCACAUGCUGAAUGCCCCCAUCUCUUCUUCUUGUCAGCGGGAGCUCCAGGUGUUCAGCAUCUAACAGGAUCGAAUCUGGGCUGACCACCCUUUCAUUUCAGACGCGGCAUGCUCAGAUGGUCAGAGCAAGUAGGUUGUUUAUGUACCAGGGCUGGAGGUGUUUUAACGGGCUGAGGGAAGAGGCAGAAGCCCCCAGGGCCCCUUGGAGAGCUCUGCCGGCUCCGCGGUGUGCCCAGCGUGGAGCAGGCGGCCCCGACCACCGUUCCCGCGGGGCUGCCGGCGGCAGGAGGCCACAGCGCACAAAGGAGGCAGCGCCAAAACCGUUCACGUUGGAGAUUUGCAAAACGAUGCAAAGGGCUUCGGCUGCUCAUUUCCUCCUGACUUGAAUGGAAGGGUUGUAAAGGAGUCACUGUCUUGGAAGCGGCAACCCGGGGGGAUGAAAUGCUAUUUUCAAAAAUCCUCUGCCCAUCCUCCGUUAAAUGUCCAGUCCUACAGGGGAGCAAGUGCCCUCUGUCCCCUCAGUUCACUGCCCCACAAGGAUGCUUGGCACCUUGCAGGAAUGGGAUUCAAAAAAAGUGCAAUCAUGUUUAGUUCAUAAAAAUUCUGACACAGGAAUGAUACCAUUUUUAGCAGCUAAUGUGCUCCCUGACUGAGCUUUGUUAUCGUAUUACCAAGCUCAGCACAGGAACAUUUGCAGAUUUACAGAAGUGAGAUUAAAUUAAUGCAUUAACUUCUCAAAAGUCUCACCCUACCAGAGGACAGUGAUGAAGGCUAUGUUUUCAUCUCCCAGCUAAUAAUUAAAUCGGAAAUCAUACAGCGGGAAGCCUGCUUUUCAGAAUAAUGUAAUCAUCUGUAAUACUCUCUAAUGAUUAUGUAUCAGGUUAGGAAUUUUAUCCUCUGAAGCCAUGUUCAUUUCUUUAUUUAUCCAGCUGUUUGCUUCCUUUUGUGAAGGCUUAGCAGGUAUAGUGCAUCGUAAUUUGUGUGCUGCUCGCAAGCUGAUUUAAGCUAAUCAAAAAUAACCAUGUAAUAGUAAAUUAUUUUGCUGGGAGAAGAUCUCUUCAUCCUAUCCAACAUAUAGCACGUAUUUGAGUCAGAUGCAGGCACUGGAUAAAUGCUUUGCAAGGAUAGCUAGAAAUAAGUACUUCUUUCUGUAGGAGGUAAUGCUUUUUAUAAAUAGCAGAGGUUGGGUUGCUGAUUGUUUAAAGUUAUGUAAAAUAAUUGUUUGAUGAUUGUCAGGUUGGUUGCUAUUAAAUGUUCUCUAAUUGCUGUUGUGUGUCUUGAACUACAGUUAAUCUUAGUUCCUGAGCUUGGUACAAAAGUAUCUUGUUGCUUUAAGAGUCUGACUUACGAAGGUGGGGAGGCAAACUAGAGUAUUUCCUCGUUAGUCCAGGGUGUGCUAUGCAAUUUGGUAUGUGAGCUUGCCAGAGUACCGAAGUCAGACUUAUUUUUUGGGCUUGGCUAUGUUCUGGAGAAGAUCCAUAUGAUUAAUCAAAAAUGGAUCAGGCAUGAAAGAAUCAAAGCAAGCUUCUUUAAAGUAGUUUGGCUGAGUUCUGUAAAAGACCUACAGCUGAUGUAGCUAUUGCAAGAGCUACUCUUUAUUCAUAUAUGGAAUGCACUUAUUGGAACAGCUUGGCAGUAUAUGUAUUCUAAAUGUACUUCACUUUGAUGUAGUGUGAGGGAGAAAAAUGAUUCAUUGCUCAUAUUAACCUAAUUAUGUAAACCAAAGUGCUGUUGUUCCUGAUGAAUGUAAACUGCUUAAAAUGUCCAGGUAAUUGGUGGAGCUGUAUAGUUAUCUUAUUUAGAUUUGAAAUACGGGAUUACAUUUAAAGUUUUAAAAAAAUCUUUAUAUUCCUAGAUGUAUCAUUUUAAAUCCAUAAUUUAUUUUGUGUCUAAUGUUUCAUGUGUAGUUUGUGGUCUGUCUUCUGAAUGGAAACGAUGCGCACCUCGUAACUGCAGGCUGGAGAUUUGUGCCACGUCAUUUUGAUAAAUCCAUCGGUUAGGGGGUGCUGUGCUUGUCACAGGUUAUGCUGAUCCCAGUGCAACCCCUCGUGUGGGCACGGUGACAUGAGUACAAAGUGCCUUGUGCUGGUAUGUCCUUAUUCACCCGCUAGAUGAGGACGACUUAUACCGCUCUAAGCACUUUCCCACCCAUACCUGUAUCUUCUCCAAGGGUUUGGGCUGCUGAGUCGGUCUCACUGCGAGCUGCUGCCAGAGAGGGGCAGUUUCCUUCUCCUCCCGCCGGCUCCCCGGUCCCGGCUGCCCGCGCCAGCCGCCUCGCCUCCGCCUUCACCGGGCCAGCGCUUGGCCCAUCCCUCCGCAAGGCAGAUCAACCUCUUAAGCCAGGAGAAAGCUAAGCCAGCUAAAGAAAAGGGCCUGGUUUUGUGCUGGGCAAGAGCGGCGAGGGGCAGGGCUCUGCUGUGGGGGGCUCGGGCGAGGAGCGGGGCCGCCGCUCGGCCCCCUUGCCGAGCCGCUUGCUGGGGCAGCCGUGCCGUUCUUACCGUAGCAGGGCUGAGCGGCAUGGCUUUUGCGGGUAGGCAACCCUCAGGUUCACAGUGAAUGAUAAAAUAUCAAAUUGCUGUUAACUGUUCAAACUUACGAAACAAACUCAGGUAGCUGCACUGUUGACUUUUCUAAAUUUCUUACUGUCUAGUCUGUGGGGUGUAUUUUCAAAACCAUAUUACAGUAUUUUAGAAAUGCAUCAGCUAAGGAAAGAGUGUUUCCUCAUUCUGUAUGGGAUCCAGGAAAAUAUGUAAAAGUGCCAUAUUUACUCAGUGAUUCAUUUACUGCUCAUGUGUGUAUCCACAUGCAACGCAUACUAGAAGACUUUUCUGUGAACUGAAAUAUUGGACUUAGAAAGGAUGGACUUUUUGUGGAUAACACUUUAGGCAUGGUUUGUAUGAGUUUAUACAACUAGUUACAUGAAUCAGGUGCCUAACAACUAAUGUAAUUCCCACAUAUAAGCAAGGCUUGUUACUCAGAAAUAAUACAGAUCUUCCUUGGUAAUGGGAGCAAAGAUGACAAGGAGUGCCUCAAAAAUAAGAAGACGACCUUAAUAGUGCACUAAGCCCGAGAAGCAAAUCUACUUUGUGAUCAAAAUCCGAUGUGCAUCUCCCCCUUUGUCAAAAUUAGGAUGGAUAUUUGUGUUGACCUCUUGCAUCUAGCCAACCCAGCAACUCUCAGAAACGCUGAGUGGGAAGCGCCUGCUCCAAGUCUCCUAUCACAUUCCUGGCACGUCCACUAAUGCAUGUGUUUAAGCAGUGACAAGUCCUGUACGAAUGCCAAGGAAAAGCUUUGAAAUGUGACCAAAUGGACAAACAUCUUAAUUCCGUAGCAAGAAUCUUAAUUCUGUAGCAAGACUCUUAAUAUGAUAAUAGACCUGCCUAGUGUUACAUUGCAAUAGAGUGCACCCGGAAGAAAGUGAAAUAAAACGCUCUUUUGUAAUAAUGAA